Cercopithifilaria johnstoni is the source of this 1315-nucleotide messenger RNA. The record is from the annotation of a GenBank genome assembly. Lineage: Eukaryota; Metazoa; Nematoda; Chromadorea; Rhabditida; Onchocercidae.
AAAAGCUGAUCAAGAAUUAGAAGCUAUCGAUAAGCAAAUUAAUCAACGAAAAGAGAUCGCACAACGCCUUGUUGGAACACAAGAUGAUGCCAUUUGCCAAAUUUGUCAAAAAACUAAAUUUGCAGAUGGCAUUGGUCACAAAUGCUUUUACUGCCAAUUACGUUCAUGUGCUCGAUGUGGUGGUCGUACGGCAAGUAGAAACAAACCAAUUUGGGCCUGCUCUUUAUGCCAGCAAAGACAGCGAAUUCUUGCAAAAACUGGCAAAUGGUUUCAACAAGGAGCAAUGGCUGAUGAAACAAAAGAAAUUGCUAGCCCGGUAGAUAUUAGUCCGACGUUAUCCGCACCGCGAACACCAAUACCAUCAAAAAAUCGUAAGAGCAGUGUGGUAAGCCGCACUAAUGGGCCAUAUUCAACAGCUGUUAGUCCAGCAUCAAGCAUACAAUCGUCGCCAAUGUCUAUUACUUCCGAUGCUAAACAAUCCGUUCCUACACAACAAGAACGAUCACAACCCCUACGAAAAUCAUUAAAUUCAUCAUCUAUUAAGCGACAGGCGACUUUUUUGCGGCAGUCAUCUGUUGAAGCGGAACGUCGAAAUGGCACAGCAGCUCAUAUGCAUGAUAAUUUGAAGCAACAUAAUGAUGAAGAAUGUUCGGCAGAUAGAUCGAUGAGUGUUGAAAGUUUCGAGCAAGUUGUACCAUCAGAUUAUAAAUUAUCACAACAACAAAUGAAGCCAAUUCAACAUGCCAGCGAUCGAUUGAUGCAAAAUAAAUCAAGUGUUGAAUGUGAUUAUGCAAAGAAUAGAACUAAAUGUCCUGAAAAGCUACGGCAAGAAUCUGAUAGAUCAUUUGAUGAUCAAAGUAGAAGUUAUCAAUCUCAAUCGGAUGUUAUAAUUUGUGAUGAACAUGUAGAACAUGAGGAAAACACAGGAAGGCAAAAAGAUUUGGAAAGUUGUUCAUUACCUAAAAGGAAGACAUGCUCGAGUGUUGUUGUUAGCGUAAGUUCAGGAGGUGGUGCCGAAUUACGUCGCUCACGUACUAUCCGUGAAACUGAUUCUGAACGAACAUCUGCUAUAGCUGAGCAACAAGUUCAUCCGUUACCACCGGCAACGAGCAGUACAUUUUCAGCUGGAAGACGAAAAAUAAGACUUCCAAGACAACUUCAUUCGAUGUCUUCAUCGGAAGAUGAGUUGCCAUCAACAUCAAAUGGCAAUAAUGAAGAAGUACAACCACGAGCUGAUACAGAAAUCAGUUCCGAGAAAGAUAUCCUAAGGUAUAUUUAUGGCUCACGAAAAAUGCGAAGUGGACGGAAAUGUUAG